Messenger RNA from Paramecium sonneborni, 911 nucleotides. The record is from the annotation of a GenBank genome assembly. Lineage: Eukaryota; Ciliophora; Oligohymenophorea; Peniculida; Parameciidae.
CUGUUUAUAAAUGUUCCACUCAUACUUAAUGCCGAAAUUAGGAGGUAUAGUAAAUAAAAUAAUAUGAUAGACCCAAUGAAUUGUAUAAUUUAAGGACAGAAUGGGAAAGGAGGAUUGUAUUUAGGAAAUAUAGAGAGUGCUGGUAAUGGUAAAUUAUUAGGCCAUUAUGAUGUUGGUGCAAUAUUAGCUGUAAUGAGUACAAAAGAUUACACAUAUGAUGCUCAUAUUGCUCAUAAGGUAUAUAAUAAUUUAGAAUAGAAUAGUUUAUUAGAGUAGAUGAUGCAGACUUUGUAAAUUUAAGUAAGCAUUUUGAUGAAGCUAUGGAUUUUAUAGAUGUUAAUCGAUAGUAAACAAAUGUAUUGGUACAUUGUCAUGCAGGUGUUUCAAGAUCUGCAACAAUUGUAAUUGCUUAUCUAAUGAAAACUUAAAACAUGUCGUUGGAAUAAGCAUUUAAACAUGUCUAAAACUAAAGACGUAUUGUUAAUCCAAAUCCUGGAUUUAUGAGGCAACUCAAAUAAUAUGAAUCAAAAUUAUAGGGUUCUAACUCUCUUAGAACUUCAACUGUCAAAUAGAAUGAGAGAUAACACUCUUAAAACAAUCUUCGUCAAAGUUAAUAUGUUUAACAUCCUUCAGAAAGUUACAAUUCUCUUUACCAACAAUAUUAACCAAAUCGCUAAUAUCAUAGUGCUACAGAUUUGAUGAGAUAAUCUCAAUAUAAUUAUGAAAGACUUAACUCAAGGUAAAUUUUAUGUUAUUAUUUAUUUUAGAUAAAUGCAUUAUCCCUAUAUGCCAUAACAUUAUGCACCAUAUGUUAGAAAUUACAGUGUACCAUAUGGAUAGAAUCCUUUACACUUUUCUACUUAUAGAUAGGGAUGUUAUUGAUUUUAUAUAGUAUAAAACUUAAUAGUCUG